AUGGGUCGCGGAGACUUCUACCGCCACAAAUACGGACGUGGCGGUCGCGGCCGAACCACUCGCGCACCUGCUCCCCGACCCGAAGACAACAACCACAACCACAACGACAACCACAACGACAACCACAACGACCACAACAACGACGAAGGAGAAUCUCACUGCGCUGACCGCGCGCCGCUGCCCGUACCCACUGCGUCGUGGCCCCAACUCGCCGACCUCUUCCACGAGCUCCACAACCGAAACUACGGCGCGUACCACGAGCUAAAGUGCGCGCGGUUCGCGUUCGACAGCCGCGCGGGUCUCUGCUUUGCGCUCGCGUUCGACCACGUGCAGGGCGACCCGUACGCGAGUCCCUCGCGGGCGCACGUGACAGUGGCGCCGGCCUCGGCGGCGUUCCCGCCGGCGCUGUACCAGUCCAAGACCCGCACCGUCGCGCUGUGCGACUACUUGACGCGCGUCUUUGCGCGCUGCGCACGCACGAGCGGCGCCGAUGCAAAGACUGGGAGCACGUCGUGGCAGGGGGCAAAAGGCGGCGACAUUGCGGUCGACGCGCCCGGGCAGCACGUGCUCGAGCGCACGAGUGUCAACGUCCUGCCCACGGGCGCGGUCGAAGUUCGGUUCAGCAUCAACCUGCCCGCGCGUGGCCGCCGCAUUUGUGGCGACUGGGCGCGCGCGGUCGUAGUCGAGACGUUGCCGCAGCUGGUGGACCAGUCGCUGGUGUUUGCGAGGCAAGACGAGCGCAAGUUGUGGGCUCACGUGCAGUCGGUGGAAGACCAGGAGACGCUGAGGUCCAUGCUGUUCGAAGCAGGACUCGUGGGCUUUGUUCGCGAGGGCGCCGUGCUGCCGAGGCAAUCGGGCGCCUCGGACCUGCCGCGGAGCUGGGACGCUGCUGUGUUGUUCAAGUCGCCCGAGUCAAUGAGGCGGUCGUUCACGCUGCCACACUGCGGACGUGUUACGGGCAUGGGCAUCCCCCGAGGUGUUACGCUGCUUGUCGGUGGCGGGUUUCACGGCAAAAGCACAGUGCUGAAAGCUCUAGAAGUGGGUGUGUACAACCACGUGCCGUUGGAUGGACGGGAAUUCGUCGUCGUGGAUCCAAAUGCUGUGAAGAUUCGAUCCGAAGACUCCCGUAGUGUCGUGUGCACGGACAUUAGUGCGUUUAUCGACAACUUGCCGUUCAAGCAAGACACGACCCGCUUUUCUACUGCUGACGCGUCCGGGAGCACGUCGCAGGCAGCUAACAUAGUCGAGGCCCUUGAAGUUGGAGCCACGACGCUGCUUAUUGACGAAGAUACGUGUGCGACCAACUUUAUGAUCCGCGACAGGAAAAUGCAACAAUUGGUCGCCAAAAACAAAGAACCCAUUACGCCUUUCAUUUCAAAGGUGCGCGCGCUGUACGCGCAACGUGGAGUGUCGUCUAUUCUUGUCAUCGGAGGUGCAGGCGACUACUUUUCUGUCGCCGAUCACGUCAUUAUGAUGGACUCUUACGAACCGCGGGAUGUCACUGCUGAGGCCAAAAAGAUUGCGAGUGACUAUUGUGAGGUACAACAGGAUACCGAGUUUGGUCGUGUCACGGGACGCAUUCCACAAAAAUGUGGCUUUGAGGUGAAUGGCAAAGUCGUUUCGCGCGGACUGGGUAAGAUCCAAUACGGCGAGGUGGAAUUGGAUCUGAGCGCCGUUGAGCAGAUUGUGGAGCCCAGUCAAGUUCGCACCAUUGCUGACGCCAUUCAAAAAGCUCGUUCUUUCAUGGAUGGAAAGCGCACUCUCAAGGAGAUUUUGGACAUGCUUGAAAGCGAAAUCGACCGCACAGGUUCACUUGAUGUAGUGGGUUUCCACAAAAAGUAUGGGUUCUACGCUCGGCCGCGGAAGCUUGAGCUGGCAGCCGCUAUCAACCGUCUGAGGACCGCAAAGAUGAUGCAGUAA
Messenger RNA from Hyaloperonospora brassicae, 1920 nucleotides. The record is from the annotation of a GenBank genome assembly. NCBI's taxonomy places the organism in Eukaryota, Oomycota, Peronosporomycetes, Peronosporales, Peronosporaceae.